CCUGGUGUUUUGUAACGUGGACGUGGCUGAAAACGUGACGGAGACACUUCCACUACCACGGCAGACAGACCGAGCAGGGGAAGAGAGAGGACACGGACCCCGCGUGUGAACUGAAGCGACUCACCCGUGUCAUAAACUACAUCAUAAUAAUGUCUGCCUCCUCCCGAACCAUCAUAUGUUUACUGAGAAACGACCUGCGACUCCACGACAAUGAGCUUUUCCACUGGGCUCAAAGAAACGCAGAGAACAUUGUUCCACUCUACUGUCUCGACCCAAGACAUUAUGUGGGAACGUACAACUUCAACUUCCCCAAGACUGGACCUUUCCGUCUGCGCUUCAUGCUGGACAGCAUCAGAGACCUCAGGAAAACACUGGUCAACAAGGGCAGCAACCUGGUGGUGAGACGGGGUAAACCGGAGGAUGUUGUCGCCGAGCUCAUCAAGCAACUGGGCUCAGUCAGCACCGUGGCUUUUCACGAAGAGGUGACUUCAGAAGAGCUGAGUGUGGAGAAAAACGUGAAGGAUGUCUGUGCACGGUUGAAGGUGAAAGUUCGUACCUGCUGGGGGUCGACGCUGUACCACAGAGAUGAUCUGCCAUUUCAUCACGUGUCGCGGCUGCCUGAUGUGUACACUCAGUUCCGGAAGGCAGUGGAGACCCAGAGCAGCGUGAGGCCUGUGUUUCCAACCCCAGAGCAGCUGAAGCCUCUUCCUCCAGGACUGGACGAGGGAGCCAUUCCCACAGCGGAGGACCUGCAGCAGACAGAGCCUGUGACUGAUCCUCGCUCGGCCUUCCCUUGCACUGGUGGUGAAAGUCAGGCUCUGGCCAGAGUCCAACACUAUUUCUGGGACACUAAUGCUGUUGCGUCCUAUAAGGAGACUCGUAACGGCUUAAUCGGUGCAGACUAUUCCACUAAAUUCGCACCUUGGCUGGCGAUUGGCUGCAUUUCGCCCAGGUACAUUUAUCACCAGAUCAAGCAGUACGAGAGGGAGCGGACAGCCAAUCAGAGCACAUACUGGGUGAUUUUUGAGCUUUUGUGGAGGGAUUACUUCAAAUUUGUGGCUGCCAAGUACGGAAACAGACUGUUCCAGGUCAAAGGACUUCAAGACAAAUCAGUGCCAUGGAAAAAAGACAUGAAGCUCUUCAAUGCAUGGAAAGAGGGACGCACAGGAGUUCCCUUUGUCGAUGCCAACAUGAGAGAGUUGGCACUGACAGGCUUCAUGUCCAACAGGGGGCGACAAAACGUUGCCAGCUUCCUCACAAAGGAUCUUGGCCUGGACUGGAGAAUGGGAGCCGAGUGGUUUGAAUACCUCCUGGUGGACCAUGAUGUCUGCAGCAACUACGGCAACUGGCUUUACAGUGCCGGCGUAGGAAAUGACCCCAGAGAGAACAGGAAGUUCAACAUGAUCAAACAAGGCCUCGACUAUGACAACAAUGGCGACUAUGUCCGGCAGUGGGUUCCAGAGUUGCAGGGCAUCAGGGGAGGUGAUGUGCACACACCGUGGACCCUCAGCUCUGCCACACUGUCUCAUGCUCACGUGUCCCUUGGCGAGACCUACCCCACUCCCGUGGUCAUGGCGCCUGAAUGGAGCAGACACGCUAACAAGAAAGCGAGUGCCUCAGGGCCUUCACCAAGAGGGAGGAAAGGCCCAUCGCAGACUCCAAAACAGCAUGGGAACAGAGGCAUAGAUUUCUACUUCUCCAGAAGCAAAAACCUGUGACGUGCCAUUAAUACCAAACAAACCAACACUACAAACAUGGAUGAUGCUCAGGGGAUGGAAUUCCGUCCCACUGAUGUUAAACUGAUUAUUUUGUUAUAAAGUCUGUGCUGCGCACUGUGUCGCCGUGAGAAGUUGUGGAAUAGGAAGAAAUAUGUGUGUCUGCGUAGAGUUGAAUACUUGAACUGGACUGAUCUAUAUUUAUGCUCUGAGUUCUUAAGAAACACUUUUCUGUGUUUCCUUUUUUACAGCAGGAACAGGAACAAGGGACUGUGGUUUUUACCUGAUUCUUUUCUUCAUUGUUAAUGUCUAUUGAGCUGCGUGUGUAGUGUGUGUGUGUGUGUGUGUGUGUUUUUAAAUUUAUUUAUUUACAAAAUAAAACAUGUAAGCUGCAA
This is a messenger RNA of Solea solea (common sole), 2110 nucleotides long. It is a transcript of the gene cry-dash, whose product is annotated as cryptochrome DASH. Gene Ontology annotation, molecular function: deoxyribodipyrimidine photo-lyase activity; FAD binding; damaged DNA binding. The transcript is spliced from 14 exons. The record is from RefSeq and is a predicted model, not a curated record. The coding region runs from base 150 to 1718 and encodes 522 amino acids. Gene Ontology annotation, biological process: photoreactive repair. Lineage: Eukaryota; Metazoa; Chordata; Actinopteri; Pleuronectiformes; Soleidae.